AUGGCCUGUAAUUACCGUUUUGCCCCUGGCUCUCCCCUGUUCUUCAUCCUCCCCCUCCUCCUUCUCAUCUCCACCUCACCUUCCAUGGCGGCUCUGGUUAAGCAGCAGCCCCUCGUUCUCAAGUACCACAACGGGGUCCUCCUAAAAGGCACCGUCACUGUUAAUCUCAUCUGGUACGGCAGAUUCAGUCCUCCCCAGCGCGCCGUCAUCGUCGAUUUCCUCCAGUCCCUCAGCCCCCCCACACCCCUGCCGUCGCCUUCCGCCGCCGCCUGGUGGAGUACGACGGCAAAGUACAAGGGCGGCGGCGGCGCCUCCACCCUCCUCCUUGGGACUCAGAUUCUCGACGAGACCUACUCCCUCGGCAAAUCCCUAAAAAAUCCCCAAAUCGCCUAUCUGGCGUCCAAGGGCGGCCGCGGCGCAAUUAACGUCGUCCUAACGGCGAAUGACGUCGCCGUCGAGGGAUUCUGUAUGAGCCGGUGCGGAUCCCACAGAUCCACCUCCGGCCCGGGUCGGUUCGCUUACGCUUGGGUCGGGAACCCCGAGACUCAGUGCCCUGGGCAGUGCGCGUGGCCGUUCCACCAGCCGUUGUACGGCCCACAAACGCCGCCGCUGGUGGCGCCGAACGGCGACUUCGGCGUCGACGGGAUGGUGAUCAACCUGGCGACGGUUUUGGCCGGAACGGUGACAAACCCGUUCAACAGCGGGUACUUUCAGGGCUCGGCGAAGGCGCCGUUGGAGGCCGUCAGCGCCUGCACCGGAGUGUUCGGGUCGGGCGCGUACCCGGGCUAUGCGGGUAAUCUGCUGACGGAUAAGGUUACGGGUUCGAGCUACAACGCGAACGGGGUGAAGGGGAGGAAGUUUUUGCUGCCUGCUAUGUGGGAUCCACUGACGUCUAAAUGUUCAACGCUUGUUUGA
Messenger RNA from Striga asiatica, 915 nucleotides. The record is from the annotation of a GenBank genome assembly. NCBI's taxonomy places the organism in Eukaryota, Viridiplantae, Streptophyta, Magnoliopsida, Lamiales, Orobanchaceae.